Molecule: messenger RNA, 1704 nt
Organism: Symbiodinium pilosum
Lineage: Eukaryota; Dinophyceae; Suessiales; Symbiodiniaceae
Source: the annotation of a GenBank genome assembly
AUGGAGCAGGUGAAGUUGCCGCAGUGUGUGCAGUGUGACGGGGAAGGCCGUCCUUUAACACGGCAAUCCGAUUCCCCCAGCUUGCAUUCUCACAGGUUCCUUCAAGAUACUGCCCUGAAGCUCUCCGCUGAUUCUCAGCGUCAUGAAUCUUUGUGUGCCACUGAUCGAUCGCAAAUUUCAACCCCACCGACGGUCACACCUCCCAAGAGCCGAAUGUCAUCAUCAACACAGCAGCGGGAAGAUGAGAGACUCAUGAGGAGCAGCUUCCUUGCUGAAGCGGCAGAUUGCAUUCGGGCGUUGCAGGCUGUGUUCGACAAUGCCCAUGUCUCCACGUUCUCGUCUCGUUUCGAGGACUGGCGCAAAGUUGAUCUUAAAGCCACGGCGCAACUUCAGCAGCAUGUGAAGUCCUUGCAGAAGCUGAACGAAAGCAUUGGCGGCUUUUUGGCAAGAUGUUCUGCCGUCGAGACGUUCCAGGAGUUCCAUGGGACCAUAGACACCCUUUCACAAGCCAUAUUUGAGUUGAAGGAUUUCCGCGAGGCCUUCACCAACAGCAUUGAGGAAAUAUCAGAUGGUAUUACUCAGCGCAUCUUGACUUCUCUACGUGCCUUCGACGAGGAGAGAUACUCCUGGCUGCAUAAGACUCUGGAGGCACAGGGACAGAGUCAGGAGAGUAUGAUCAUCACACAGCGGAAGAUUCUGAACCGCUUGGAUAGUGUGGGCUAUUCUGUUGACCAGCAGGCAAGAGCAUCACAGGCCCAGAAAGAGCAGCUGGCGAGAGUGGAUGCUGUUCAGUCAGCCAUACAGCAAGACUGCCAAUGCCUCGUGGAUUUGCAGCAGAACGUUUUCAAGAGCUUCCGCAACUCUUCCGAGCAACAAGAGUCGUUGCAGGAUAACAUCUUCAGCAAGAUUGGAAGUGGCAUGGAAAAUCUUGAAAGCUACAUGGUCAACUCCUUGGGUUGGACUUCCGAUUUGCCAUCGCUUUCUGCGGCCUUUAAUGGCUUAGAAGCGAGGCUGACGGCGUGGGAGACGAAGUCGCUGCAGGAUGCUAUGGACCUGCGACUGGAGGUUUCCAAGUUGGAGAGCGCCUUGCGGGAGAGUGAGGCUGACUUGGGUCGAACUCGACAGGAGAAGGAUGAUGGCCUCGUGCAGCAGGCAGCUCUCAAUGAAAGCCUGCACUCGCUGCAAGACACUUUGCAGCAGACGAGCUCGCAACUUGCAACCGCAGAGCUUGCAUCGAUGCUGAACAGCAUGAAGAGGAUUCGGGAGAUCGAAAUCAGGGGCAACGUGAAGCUCGACAGACAGUUUGGUCGAAUAGUGUUGCUUCAGCAACUACCGUUCCUUCCCCAGGCCCCUGCCAAAGAUGCCAAGACUCCGGUCACAGUCACACUGGCAGACCCCUCGCAAGCUGAAGCCGUGUUAGAAGAUCUCUUGGACAUAGUGAGCAUGUUCCAUGUUCCACUCCACAUCAGCAUCAGCUGUAAGCUGCCCAAGGGAGGCGACACAAACGCCUGGCAGGACAUGGCCACCAAACGAGCGCAGAUUCUGAAAGACUACUUAGUGGACAGUGGCUUUCCAGCGGACAAGGUGCAGGUCAGUGGAGCUGUUGGUGCAAAUGAAAUGCAGAUUUUGUUAUUGGAUUCCAGCAUUUUCCCUCCAAAGCCCCCUGCAAAGAAUGCACGAGGAGCGUCCAAGUCGCCCCGCUAG